UGGUUCCAUGGCGACAGUGUUUCUAUGAAACUUUGUCACUUUUCACCUCACGUUCAUUUUCUUAAUCAAUUACCGUUAACGAACAUCGGAACCAAUUGCGGUGAUUUUAUAAUUUGAAAGAAGUGGAUUUACUCAGACAUCCCAAUUCAAGUCAUAAUUCUUCACAUUUCUAGAACAAAAAUACGACCAAUAUGUGCAAAGGUGCCGCCCGGAGUCUGAUGUUCUUAUUGAACACCUGUGUAUUGUUGGCUGGUGCUGCCAUGAUCGCAGUUGGCGUGCUGGCCAUCAUUGAAUGGCCUGAAUAUGAGUACAUAUUCAAGGGCGAAACUACAAUAUACAAGGUGUCUAUAGUGACUGUUGUGACUGGCUCUCUCUUAUUUCUUGUUGGAUUUUCUGGUUGUGUGGGAGCUUGCAGGGAAAGCACGUGCUUAUUGUCGUCGUACAUUUUUUUCACAAUGCUCUUAGCCAUUUUGCAAAUUGCAUGUGGUGUGCUGAUUCUUCUCUACUCGGGUGACGUUGAAACUAAAUUAAGUGGUAAAUUGACAAGUGCCUUUGGCGAGUACGAUGAGGAUGACGACGCAAAGAAUGCUGUGGACUACAUUCAGCGUAAACAUGAGUGCUGUGGAUUAGAUGGACCUGACUACUGGAAUAAUAAUACCUUUACAAUACCACCAGAUGAGGAGGCAGGUCUACCGGAAAGCUGCCAGUCAGAAGAUGAAGUCCAGUAUACUGAAGGUUGUAUUGAUGCAUUCGAAAAAUACAUCUCGUAUGUGUGCAAUCUCCUCGGUGGAAUCUCUAUUGGUUUUCUGCUGUUCGAUAUUAUUGGAAUGGGGUUUGCGUGCAGUAUGAUAACCACGCUCAAACACAAUGCAAUCUCGCCAGAGUAGGCAACGUGCCCCGGUUUUGCUUUUGUAUAUACUCUUCAUUUUUGGAGGCAAUCUUGAAUAAAUUGAAAUUGGAAUUAUUAUUUUAGCCCAAUGCAAGUGCAUGACUGAUAUUACUUUCGUCUCACAAAUGAUUUUCGAUAUUAAAGAUAAAAGAUACUAAACAUUCUUAAUUUCUGUUAAGUUUGUGUAUAUUAUUUUUUUUUUUUUUGUAAUUCCGGAAUUAGGCCUAUCUAUAAAUAAACUCAACAGAGGUAUAAUAGCCAUAUAGGGCCCCAAUGGAAAUAAGUUUUAUAUAUCGUAAAACUUUCUUGGGUUACCCUAGGAAUUAAUGUCUUAUUUUGUUCUUUAUCUUUUAUCUGUUCUUUGUAUUUGUUUUAUUUUCAAGUAAUUUUGAUUUUAAUUCCUGAAUAAAAUGAAAUGAAAUGAAAUAUACCGUACGCAAUCAAUACAUUUUUUUUUAAUUUCAAAGAACAGUCUAAUAGUGAAUUUAUAUUAUGUAUAUACAUAGUACCGUAGCAUACAAGAUAGUAUAGGCCUAAUGUUUUAAUGUGUAAGAACUGUGUUGUUUAAUAAAUUGGUUUGAAAGUUA
Molecule: messenger RNA, 1476 nt
Organism: Anneissia japonica
Lineage: Eukaryota; Metazoa; Echinodermata; Crinoidea; Comatulida; Comatulidae
Product: 23 kDa integral membrane protein-like
Exons: 8
Coding region: 192-887 (231 amino acids)
Cellular component (GO): membrane
Source: RefSeq, a predicted model, not a curated record